UUAAACAGUCAUGUCUGUGUUGCCACGUGGUUACGAAUGUCCUCGACCAGCAGCAAGAUACGGAUGUGUCAAAGGGGAGUAUAGCAUUUAUUAUAAGAGACCGUGCUACGGACAACCUCGACCACAGCCGUUUCAAAGAGAAGCAGCGCCAUACUGCGGAGGAGCUAGUAAUGUACCUCGUGAUAGGCCUUGUUGCUACGAUUAUCCAUGCAAGGCGGAUUGUUUCAAUCACGGGGCAGCAACAAGACCCAGCGGUAGAUACGCGAGAACUGUCUGGUAUCCAGGCGAGUGUUGUCCAGUCGUGCCUCCCUGUCAAGCAUUCACCUGCCCCAAUCCACCGUUCCAUCCUUGCUGUGUAAAUACUGUAAACAAGAUUGUUUAAACCGUAUUUUAUUACUUACUAUACCUACUAUGUACCUAUACGUGCCUAGUGAAUUUUUUGAGCUUUUAUGCAGAUAUCUAAAAAUUGUUCUUAAAACUUUCGUGUCGAAGUUAUUUGUAUUAAGUAAAGUUUGCAAUAAAUAUCGUCGGUUUAAUACUUUUUUGUUUGAUUAUAACCACAUUGAACAAGGUCCAAAUAAAUAUGUAUGUAUAUAUAUAUAUAGUGUAUAAUUAGAGAGGUCUUGUCCUGAGGGCAAAUAUAAUAAAGAAAACUACCUAC
Melitaea cinxia (Glanville fritillary) is the source of this 661-nucleotide messenger RNA. RefSeq lists its product as uncharacterized. The record is from RefSeq and is a predicted model, not a curated record. Bases 11 to 382 code for a protein of 123 amino acids. The transcript has 2 exons. Lineage: Eukaryota; Metazoa; Arthropoda; Insecta; Lepidoptera; Nymphalidae.